Paramecium tetraurelia is the source of this 1764-nucleotide messenger RNA. RefSeq lists its product as uncharacterized. The record is from RefSeq and is a predicted model, not a curated record. NCBI's taxonomy places the organism in Eukaryota, Ciliophora, Oligohymenophorea, Peniculida, Parameciidae. Gene Ontology annotation, molecular function: acyltransferase activity, transferring groups other than amino-acyl groups. The transcript is spliced from 3 exons.
AUGUCUGGAGAUUGGGCUAACAAAUUUGGAUAUUAUGAUAUGUGCUUGAGAGAAGAGUAUCAUUAUUCAUCGGUCAUGAUAAGACAAAAUCCAAUGACAUUCUUUUAUGGAUUUUGCCACACAAAUAUCUGUGAAGCAGAUGAUUUCAAUUAACCGGAUGCUCAAGAGAUUAUAAAGGAUAAAUUAGGAAGCAGCAUAGUUUCAUAAAUGUUACCAAUUAAUCUAGGUUCUGCUAGUUAUCUGUUUGCUAAUCCAGUAACACAUUAUCCAGAUUUUAGUGUUGGUGCUUAUUCAGCUGUCAUUAUCAUUUUCAUUCUUUUCUGUUUGGGAUUGAUUGAUCCAUAUAAAAGAUUACUUGAUGCCUUAACUAAUUCUGAAAUCAAAAAACCUAAGGGAAUAAUAGGCGAUUUUUCUUUAAUUGAAAAUUAUAAGAAAUUGAUGAAUCUUAAAACUAUUGAUCCAAAUUUGGCUAUUUUUAAUGGAGUUAGAGCUAUAGCAUUUAUGAUGGUUGUUUAUGGGCAUUCAUCAUUAUUAAUAAUAUAAGCCACGUUUCAAACUGAAUUAUUAGUAGCUUUAUAAUCUUAAAGAGCGAUAAUUACAGUGGACAUGCUCUAUUCAGUCGACAUAUUUUUUUGGCUCGGUGGAUUUUUUAUGGCAUUUGUUAUGUGUGAGACAAAAAGAGCAAAAGCAUUGGGUAAGAAUCCAGCAUCACUAUUCCUUGUUAUAUUACACAGAUUAUUAAGAAUUUGGCCUUGUUAUAUCAUAUGUAUUAUGAUUAACUCAUACAUAUUGCCCUAUUUAGGGGGAGGACCUAGAUGGUGGUCAGCAAUGAAUUAUACUGAUUGUGCUGCAGGAGCUUUUAGAAAUCUUCUAUUUAUUGAUAAUUUUUUCCAUGAUUGGGAUCUUUGUUUUGGAUGGGGUUGGUAUCUCACUUCAGAUAUCUAGUUAUUUAUUAUUUGUUUGAUUCCAAUGACUUGUUAUGCUCUUGGUUAUAAAAGAAUUUCAAAAUAUUUGAUCACUGGUAUGAUAAUCUCCUCCGUAAUUUACGGUAUUGUUCUAUGCUUUUAAUAUGAUUUCCUAAUUCCUGCAAAAGUUACAGGAAAUUAAGAUUUCUAUUAUACUUAUUAUGUAAACAGUUUAGCCAGAGCUCCUCCUUAUUUCUUUGGAUUAUUAAUGGGUAUGCUUUAUAGAGAAUUUAAAUAAAAAGAGGAAAACUGUUUUUUAGGAUUAUUACACGAAAAAGCAAAAGAUCCAAAGUUUAGAUUACUCUUCUAAAUUACUUGUUAUCUUUUAGGCUUUGGAAUCAUUUCUUGGUUAGUUUUUGGGUGGAAAUCAGCCUACUUAUCACCAGAUCCUACAUAUUGGUCAUAUUGGUUUCAACAUCUUUAUAGUGCACUUUGCAGAUUGACUUUUGUUUUUGGAGUUGCAUGCUUAUGUCUUCCAAAUAUGAUAGGAAUUUAUGAUAUAUUUAAUAGGAAAGCUAUGAACAAUUCUAUAUUUAAGUUUACUGCCAAAAUAUCUUUUGCCUGCUAUCUCAUUCAUUACAUGGUAUUAUUAAUACUGAAUUACACAUUUUAUAUAACUCCCACUUACAUUACUUAAGAUGUUAUUUAAUUAUUUGUUGGCUGCACUGUCAUCACAAUGGUUGCUGGAGUAUUUCUAACUUUGUUAGUGGAAAUGCCAUUUGGAACACUUCAAGUCAAAAUAAUAGAUUCAAUCACAAAGCCAAGAAAGCAAAAAUAAUAAGUUCUAUUGGAACAAUGA